Molecule: messenger RNA, 1107 nt
Organism: Closterium sp. NIES-65
Lineage: Eukaryota; Viridiplantae; Streptophyta; Zygnematophyceae; Desmidiales; Closteriaceae
Source: the annotation of a GenBank genome assembly
AUGCUGCCUGCCUUGCCAUUUCCUCGCCUCCCCACCUGCUGCCGUGUCAUCCGCCUCUCCAUGGAGCCGGUUCAGCGGCCCUUCACUCUCUCCUGCUCACUUCCCUCUUUCCUCCCUCCCUUCUACCCUGACUGCCAGGCCCUCUGCUUCAAGCCUGUUCAAGGCUCGCUGCUCCAAGCCUCUACUGGAGUGCAAGGCGCAGCAGGAAGGCCCACGAGCAUGGCACAAGAGGAAGGCGCAGGACCAAGGCCCAUCAAAGCACCAUCAACGCUUUACACAAAAGAUAAGCCCUCACCUAUGGUUUCUUUCUUACCCACUCCGUUCCUGUUGCACACGAAAAGCUCUCCAGCCCACAUCCCGACAUGCUCUGCAAUGGCAUGCAUACCCCCCAUCUGCCUUCCUGCUUGCUGUCAUGCCAACCACCCCUCCAUAGAGCCUCUCCUGGUGAAGGUCCAGUAUCACCCUAUACUCACUCCCGUUCCCUCCCCUCUUCCCUCCCCUCUUCCCUCCCCUCUUCCCUCCCCUCUUCCCUCCCCCCGCCCUCACCUCACCCCCGACUGGCGUGUUGGCACUGCAGCAUGCCCCGUCUCAUCUCAUCCCAUGCCAUGCUCUCACCGCGCUCAUACCGCCACCCUCCCUGCACAUGAAUCCUGGCCGUGCGCUCACUCUCUUCUCCCGCCCUUGCCUGCUCGCAUGGCAGAUGCACCGUCCCAGCGCCCCUACUCGCCCAGGGGUCAGCAACAGGGGCAGCUCGCAGGUCAACUCGACGGCCCACAGCGCUGCCAGGGGGCGCCUCUCCCUGCUCCUCGUGUCUGUAUGCACGGGGAUGGGAGGGAGGCAGCACUGCCUGCAGCAGACUUGAAUCGCUGCCACGAGGGAGAGUAUGGGGAUGGGCUUGGCCUCUCAAGCUUGAGUCUGCUCCUUGUUUCUGCCAACUCACCUGUUCCUCCUCCCGCCCUUCCUCUCCUGUCCCUCCUCUCCAUUGUCUAUGCCCGCUACCAGCUUGAGAGUGGGAGCACAGGAGCAAGGGCGGAGUGGGGAGUCGACCCAUUCACCCACCUCCUCCUCUCUCCCUUUUCCCUUCCCUCCCAGCAGCACCCUGCCUAG